Messenger RNA from Chiloscyllium plagiosum (whitespotted bambooshark), 1888 nucleotides. It is a transcript of the gene tlx1, whose product is annotated as T cell leukemia homeobox 1. Gene Ontology annotation, cellular component: nucleus. Gene Ontology annotation, biological process: animal organ development; regulation of transcription by RNA polymerase II. Lineage: Eukaryota; Metazoa; Chordata; Chondrichthyes; Orectolobiformes; Hemiscylliidae. The record is from RefSeq and is a predicted model, not a curated record. Gene Ontology annotation, molecular function: RNA polymerase II cis-regulatory region sequence-specific DNA binding; DNA-binding transcription factor activity, RNA polymerase II-specific.
UGUUGCUGCGUAAUGAUUGAUGCUUUGGUCUUCAGUCUCAUUCGGAAAACCUCCUGCAAAUUACAGCAGCCAGGCCUCGGCUCCACGGGAAGGAGCCUGAGAAUUCCAGGGUUGUUUUUUUUUAUUCCUGGAGAUUGGGGAGGAGGAACCUCGAUUUGCGAGUUGGAAACACCGGGCAAUUAUUGUUUCUUACCCUCACGCACCCUCUUCCCCCCCUUCCCCACCCCAGACCACAAAAUGGAACAUAUAGGGGGGCAAGUUGCACACCCCCAACACGAACCUAUCAGUUUCGGAAUAGACCAGAUCUUGAACAAUCCGGAUCAAGGGAGCUGCAUGAUCCCGAAUUCCCGGCUGCAGGAUAUGGACUAUAGCCUGGGCUGUAUGGUGAGUGGGAAUUACAGCAACAUGAAUUACACCGUGAAUUACAACAGCAACGGCAGCGGAGGCGGCUAUAAUAACGCGUGCAGCUUGGCGCCACUGACGGGCCCGUACGGGGUUAACCUGGGCAUGAACAACAGCAGUUUAAACCCGGCGGGAGUCAUCAGGGUGCCGGCCCAUCGGCCCGUCAGCACUGGGGUGCACCAACCCCUGUCCACUGGAGUGACGACCGCCCCCAGCUCCAACAACAACCUGACAAACCUGACAUUCCCCUGGAUGGAAAGUAACAGAAGGUACACCAAGGAUAGAUUCACAGUGGCCCUGUCGCCUUUCACCGUGACCCGACGGAUAGGGCACCCUUAUCAAAACAGAACUCCACCGAAAAAGAAGAAGCCCCGUACUUCCUUUACCCGACUACAGAUCUGCGAGUUGGAGAAACGGUUUCACCGCCAGAAAUACCUGGCCUCAGCCGAGAGAGCAGCGUUGGCCAAAGCUUUGAAAAUGACCGACGCUCAAGUCAAAACGUGGUUUCAGAACCGGCGGACCAAGUGGAGGCGACAGACAGCAGAGGAGAGAGAAGCGGAGCGCCAGCAAGCGAACCGAAUCCUGAUGCAACUGCAGCAAGAAGCUUUCCAAAAAUCCCUGAACCAGCCCAUUCAGCCUGACCCCAUCUGCCUGCACAACUCCUCGCUGUACGCCCUGCAGAACCUGCAGCCCUGGUCGGAUGAGACGUCUAAGAUUGCCUCGGUUACUUCCGUGGCCUCUGCCUGCGAGUAACAAAUAGAUUCAAUCAUGUAACUGGGGUUUUUACAAAGACAGAGGCCUCCGGAUUCAUGUUGUUGUCCUUGCAGUGGCACAGACCCGGCGCUGGAAGGCAGUAACUCUCUGGUCAAACUGGACUGGUUGCAGGUCCCGGAAGAGCCCAGAUUCCUGCUCCCCAGCCUCUCUCUUCGCUCCCUCCCGGGACACUGGAUUGGGAUCCCCAUUCCUGCCGGGGCAGAUUAAAAAGCCAACUCGGCAGCUCGUGAAUUCCACCUCUCUCCUGCCAUCAGGCCAAGCUGCAAAGGAAGUGAGUGCUUCUAAAGCAGGCCAGCUCAGCAACACAUAGACACCUACAGAGACAUCAAACAACAGCUCAUAUUCCAACAGAGGGACGGGUACCGACAGAGACUCAGAUAAAGUCAGUCAGGGGGACGGAUACUUAUAGAGAUACAAAAUAGACAUAAACAGAAAUAGAGGGACAGAUGCCUAUACUGUAUAGACACAGAGACAGUUAGGGGGAAUAGAUACCUAUAGAGACAGAAACAGAGGGACAGAUGCCUAUAGAGACAGAGACAGUCAGGGGGACAGAUACCUAUAGAGACAGAGACAGUCGGGGGACAGAUGUCGAUAGAGACACAGACAUGGACAAAGAGAGAAACACAGAUACUGACAAAAAGUGGUGGAGGCUGGUACAAUUACAACAUUUAAAAAGCAUCUGUGUGAGUAUAUGAAUAGGAAGGGUUUAGAG